Molecule: messenger RNA, 1062 nt
Organism: Gaeumannomyces tritici R3-111a-1
Lineage: Eukaryota; Fungi; Ascomycota; Sordariomycetes; Magnaporthales; Magnaporthaceae
Exons: 3
Coding region: 79-510 (143 amino acids)
Biological process (GO): regulation of transcription by RNA polymerase II
Cellular component (GO): mediator complex
Molecular function (GO): transcription coregulator activity
Source: RefSeq, a predicted model, not a curated record
CUCCAAUUGCCUUCCCGGAUUCCAGUCCCAUCGCGAAAACACGACAACUGCCCGCGGUCCACGCGAGCCGCCAUCGCCAUGGGAGACCGCCUGACCCAACUCCAAGAUGCCGUCGACCAACUCGCGCAGCAAUUUGUAGCGUGCCUCUAUUACCUCCACAAACGACACGAUCUCGAGACGUUGGGCCCGGAUGACAAGAUUAGAGAGCUGAAGCCAGAGGAUGACCCGAAGGAAGUCGAGCCCGUGCCCGCCGACGAGUUCAAGGCCGGCCAGCUCGAGCUGGCGCGGGACCUGAUUCUGAAGGAGCAGCAGAUCGAGAUGCUGAUCUCUACCCUCCCCGGCCUCGACAACAGCGAGCAAGACCAGGAGCGCAACAUCAAGGAGCUCGAGGAGGAACUCAAGGUUGCCGAGGCCCAGCGGCAGGACGCUUUGAGGGAAAAGGAGGAAGUCCAGGCAAAACUCGAUCAGGUCAUAAGAAGCAUAAAGCGCCCAGCAGCAGUCAGCUGGUAAUGGCCCGAGCCACCGAGCCAAGUCCAGCACUUGGCCCUUUUUUUUCCCGAACCGCCGAGCCAUGAUUACUGUCGCGCACCAAGCCCACCCAGGUCGCCUCCACGCUACGACUCCAAAGCCUAUGAGAUCCGCGGUCUUCCGACACGAUGAGCCUGACUGCCCAUCUGGGACUUCUUUGUCGUUUGUCUAUUGAGGAUCUAUCAUUUCACUUUGGCAUCGGAUUACAAAGAAGGGCACCCAGGCUACUCGCCCGGCGCGAAAGCUUCGGGAAAGACGAUCCGCAGCUCCUCCAGGUGACGUACCUGGUGCUUUGAGGCCGGAGUGCGUGGUACCUUCGAUCCCUCCUCAACCAGGUGCGCUGUGUGCCACCCAAUCUCCUGGGCCUUCUUGCAGUUCUGGUACGAGUCGUCUAGGGAGAAGGUUAGAUGGGAGAAAGAGUAAGGUGGUUUUAGAUACUAGACCCCGAAAGAUGGAACCACAUGAAGGAGAUUUUUCUCUCAAACCCGCUUGGGCCAAGUGGAAAAAGAGAUAGACUUACCAACGAAAUAGCAG